Molecule: messenger RNA, 3201 nt
Organism: Acipenser ruthenus (sterlet)
Lineage: Eukaryota; Metazoa; Chordata; Actinopteri; Acipenseriformes; Acipenseridae
Product: carbonic anhydrase 12-like
Exons: 11
Coding region: 59-1114 (351 amino acids)
Cellular component (GO): plasma membrane
Molecular function (GO): zinc ion binding; carbonate dehydratase activity
Source: RefSeq, a predicted model, not a curated record
UGCAUUACCUGAUUGUGUUGUACAAGCGGAACGAAGAAAAAAAAAAAGCAUAUCCGAAAUGACUCGUCGCUGCCUUGCAGUGUUACUUCAGUGUCUCCACGUGAUUGCACUCACCAGCGCAGCUUCCGAUGGCUCUAAGUGGACCUAUACGGGACUUGAGGGCAAGUAUAACUGGCCAAAGAAGCAUCCUUACUGUGGAGGAGUGUCCCAGUCCCCCAUCGAUAUCCGCAACGAACUUCUGCAGUAUGACCCGGCCCUCCAACCCGUCGAGGUGCGGGGCUACAACAACUGCACAGAACCACUCACCUUGAUCAACAACGGCCAUUCUGUGAAAAUGUCUCUGCCUUCAACCAUGUACAUCAGCAGCCUGCCUCACCGCUACUCUGCAGCUCAGCUCCACUUGCACUGGGGAAGCACGGACCACCUCGGAGGCUCUGAGCACACCAUCAAUGGGAAACAGUAUCCAGCAGAGAUGCACAUUGUGCAUUUUAACUCUGACAAGUACAGCAAUCUUUCCACAGCAGUGGACAAAGCCGAUGGACUGGCAGUAAUGGGUGUUUUCAUUGACGUUGGGGCGUUCAAUCCGGUCUUUGAUCAUAUUCUGAGCCAUCUUGGGAGUGUGAGAUAUAGAGAUCAAGUAGUACAAAUUCCUGCCUUUAAUAUCUUCAAUCUGCUCCCUGAGCGGCUGGAUGAGUUUUACCGGUACGACGGCUCCCUGACCACCCCGCCCUGCUACCCCAGUGUGCUGUGGACAGUCUUCAGAAACCCUGUCAGGAUAUCACAGGAGCAGCUCCUGUCAUUACAAACUGUAUUGUACAGCACCUACGUAAACGAGCCCAUCUCCUUGAAGAUGAAUCAAAAUUACAGACAUCCUCAAGAGACCAAUGAGAGGCAUGUUGUAGUGUCCUUCCGUGAUGAGCUAACGAUUCUUCAUUGGAACUUGGGUGUGAUUCUCGCCAUCACUUUGGCUGCUGUACUGGGAGCAGUCCUCAUCGUGGCGCUCAUUGUUUUCAUGCUGAUAAAGAAAAGAAGCAAAAAGAACAAUCAAGACAACGGCAAAGGAGUCAUCUACAAACCAGCAGCCAGCAAAGAGGAGGACACUUCAAAAGUAUAAGACCCAGCCACUGCCCCUGCAGGAUGAAACCCACCUGACACUGCACACACUGAAGCAGCAGCUAUGAAGAACAACCUGUUUAGAGGCAUCGGGGAUCUUAGAACCACACACACUUUUUUCUUUUCUAACAUUAGAUAUGAGUUCAGCAUUUCUCUUUGCUUUGAACAAAAGCGUUGUGCCAGUCGCACUAAGAGAUAAGACAAAAAAGUGUUUCUAAACAAAAAGAAUGCAUUAUUUUAUAUAACUGCGAUAUUUCCGAACCAUACCAAGUUGCUAUUUUAAAGCUACCCUUUCAGUUACGCACCUGUGCUCUGGAAAGAUCAGUCAUGCCUGAUGCAGUGUGAUCCUCUUUUAAGCACAGUGUGUCGGUUGACCUGUAUUGAGAAUACCUGAACAUGCUUCAGUUCAGCAGUUCUCAAACCCUUUCAACUAAACGUUGAAGCUUCAGACACCUGAUUAAUCAAGUUAAAUACUUGCUUCAUUAAUUCCUUGAACAUGUGUAAUUAUAAGUACUAAUAAUAGUGAGAGUUUACAGUGUUUGGCAAUGUAUAUUUGAAUCGUACAAUUUUAGUUGGAAUUUCUUGCAUGAGCAGCUCUCUGUAGAUUCCAGUUUCAUUUGUUUUGUGAAUUUUGGCACAUAAAAAAGUAAACUGUUUAAUCUCAGUGGUUUAAGGAAAAAAAUGUGUAAACGUGGCAGUCUUGGACCUGAAGGGAGGGCAAUUUUUGGAACAGAACUAACAAAAAGGAUUUGGAGAAAAGCCGCUUUGGACUGUUGAUGCAUGUUGCAAACAAAGCACUGCUUUAAAACUUAAUAUAUUUGCUUUCUUCUCACCUUUCUGAUGUAGUCCUUGGUUUUCUCAUGUCAGCAGUAGCAUAGUAGCAUAUCAAGGCUUCCUACUGGAACAUCAGACAACAGACAAAAACUCCUUGUUUAUCAGUUCAUAGGAUUUGUGAAAUGUGUGAAUUAAUGAGUGUAUGUGUAAUAUAUAUAUAUAUAUAUAUAUAUAUAUAUAUAUAUAUAUAUAUAUAUAUAUAUAUAUAUAUGUGUGUGUGUGUGUGUGUGUGUGUGUGUGUGUGUGUGUGUGUGUGUAUAUAUAUAUAUAUAUGUGUGUGUGUGUGUGUGUGUGUAUAAUUUUGUAAAUGAAUGGUUACUUUUCAAGUAUAGGAAUAUACUUGCAAUCACAUUCCCCAGUUUAAUAUACUACUGUAUUAUUAUGGCAUUAUUGAUAGUUAUCGUUCCUUUUCUUUUCAAUGUCUUUAGCUCAUAUGUACAUUUAUUUGAAUGUGUUUUGUCAGUGCAGGGUAUUUUAUAAAUAGUUUAGGUGUUUAUCAUUUUGUAGUGUCGGCAUACAGGUUCAAGUUCUCAUUUUAACUCCAUGGUGACCAGUUAAAGUGGACCUUAUAUUUUACUGUAAGUCAAGAUACACUGGAUUUUACUAUUAGGAGCGCCAUCUGCUGGAUUAAUAGUUGUUGGCUUAUCGUCUAUAUUUAUUUAUUUAUUUAUUGACAAUAUUCUACAAUAAUCAAACGUAGGAGAAAUGUUUAUUUGGUUUGAAAUGUAAUGUGAUAACAAAAACACGUUGCUCCACAUGUGUUUUCCAACCCAUUUUGAGCUGGCUUUUUUUUAAAUGUUAUUUGAUUACGUAGUUCUCCUCUCCAGUAAAAUUAAACAUGGCAACAUAAAUAAAUGUUCGGGAGAUAUAUAAUGGAGGCACUGUUAAGUACAUUUGUUAAGCAUUCAUUAAAAUCUAUGGUAUUGACACUGUUUAUUACAGCUACUGUGCAUAAUUCAAUGUGAACUACUUCUGAACGAGUUUUGUUGAUAUUAUUUCAACAUCCAUGAUAAAAUGGUUUCUUCAUGGUGUACAAUGUGUACUAUGGGUUUCAUGUUUUUAAAUGCACUCAGGAUAGCAUUUUAAUGGUUUAGUUAGUUUGGAAUGUUAUUAGCCCACUUUGUUAUGCAGAUGGAACAGUGCCAGUACAGUAUUAUCACAAAUGUAGUUUCUGUAAAUGCAUGUCAUUCAUGGUGAUUGAUUGUAUAUUGAUUUUUAAAUGGCACCAUAAAUCCUAAUAAAACUGCUGAAAAU